Myripristis murdjan (pinecone soldierfish) is the source of this 1803-nucleotide messenger RNA. Its product is annotated as E3 ubiquitin-protein ligase TRIM39-like. Bases 34 to 1803 code for a protein of 589 amino acids. NCBI's taxonomy places the organism in Eukaryota, Metazoa, Chordata, Actinopteri, Holocentriformes, Holocentridae. The record is from RefSeq and is a predicted model, not a curated record. The transcript is spliced from 2 exons. Gene Ontology annotation, molecular function: zinc ion binding; protein binding.
CAAAAGAGAGAUAACAGUCUCAUCUGAACAGACAUGGCCUCAGCCGGCUCCUCCCUGUCCAACAGUGAGUUUACCUGCUCCAUCUGUCUGGACUUCUUCAGAGAACCUGUCUCCACUCCCUGUGGACACAACUUCUGCCAGUCCUGCAUCACAAACUGCUGGAACAGCAGGGACAUCAGCCAGUGUCCGCUGUGCAUGACCAAAUUCCACAGGAGACCUGAGCUUCAAGUCAACACAGGAUUCAGAGAGGUGGUGGAGCAUUUCAAGAGGAUGAGAGCCCAGGGAAGUGAGGACAGUUUGGCCAAAGAAGAUGAGGUGGCCUGUGAUGCCUGCAUUGGGAUCAAAUUCAAGGCCGUGAAGUCCUGCCUCAUCUGUCUGGUUUCCCUCUGCCAAACUCAUCUGGUGGCACAUCAGAAAGACUUGGACUUGAAGAGGCACAAGCUGAUCAAGCCGAUGAGAAACCUGGAGGACCACACAUGCAAGGAGCACAACAACAUGGUGGAGUUUUUCUGCAGGAGAGACCAGACAUAUGUGUGUACCACGUGCUUAAGCGAUAACCACGCAACACAUGAAACUGUCCAUCUGGAGGAGGAGUGUGCAGAGAGGAAGGCUUGGCAAGGGACAAUGAAAAUACAAAUGGAUCAGAGGCUGUGCAGGAAACGCUUAAAGGUCCAGGAGAUUAAAGAUGCACGAGAGCAAGGUCAGAAGGACACACAGAGGGUGAAAGCAGACAUUGGAAGGGCCUUCUAUUCUCUGACGUCCUCCCUCGAGAGCUACAAGACCAAGCUGGUUGAGCUGCUGGAGGAGAAGCAGAGAGCGGCAGAGCGGCAGGCAGACGACGCCAUCAAACAUCUCCAUCUGGAGAUUGCCGAGCUCCAGAAGAGGAGCACCGAGCUGGAGGAGCUUUUUAAAACUGAGGAUCCCCUCCAGCUCCUCCAGAGCCCUUCACCCGUCUUCCCUCCAUCACACACCGAAGGCUGGCCCCCCAUCAGGCACCACAGCCUCCAGCAUGUGGAGACGGUAAAGAGUGCUGUGGCAAAGCUGGUGAAAAUGUUUAGGCUGGAGAUGGACAGGGUAAUUAAUGACGUCAGCCAGGGUGAUGAUUGGGAGGAGAUGGCUGCAAAACGGCGGAAAACCUGUAGCCGUAAGAUGGAAAAACCAUUGUUGGAAAACAUUCAGCGCAAAUACGCCGUUGAUGUAACUCUGGACCCUGAAACAGCACACCCCUGCCUUAUUGUGUCACAGGAUGGGAAACAAGUGAGGGAUGGAGGAGCAAAGAGGAAUCUCCCCGACAACCUGAAAAGGUUUGACUUUUUCCACUUCGUCCUCGGAAAGGAGGGGCUUUCCUCCGGCAGGAUCUACUAUGAAGUUAAGGUUACGGGGCAAGUGGGCUGGGAAAUCGGCCUGGUGAGAGAAUCCAUCUGCAGGAAAGGCGUCAAUGUCUCACUCAGCCCCAAAAAUGGCUGCUGGACAAUUGGACUGUACUGGGGAUGCUACCAGGCAAACACUAACCCGCCCGUCACCCUCACCUUGAUGCAGAUGCUGAGGAAAGUUGGUGUGUUUGUGGAUUAUGAAGGAGGGGAGGUCUCCUUUUAUGACGUGGAGAACAGAGCGGUGAUCUAUUCCUUUACCAGCUGCAGCUUCACCAAAAAAAUUCCACUUGAGAGAAGUCCUUUGCAGCCUUUACCCGUAAGCCCCAUAAAGAGCAGGAUCUACCCGUUUUUCCGACCGGGAACUAAGGAUCUGCAGAUCACUCCUGUCAGCUGCACAAGACGAGGCAAAGAAGCGGAUGUGAAAAAGUAA